AUGGCACUCUUCGUCAAGAUCGCACUCCUUUCAAUCCUCAUUCGCAUUUUCAGUCCUUACCGUUCCAAAAUCUACUUCAUCUACGGCCUCCUCGGCUGUCUCUGCAUAUACUACAUCGUUGCCGAGGUCGUCAAGAUCCGCAUGUGCGACCCGGUUCCGGGAUACUGGACGCUCGAUCCAAAGGCACGCUGUCUCAAUCAACGGGCUGCCCUGAUCGCCGACUCUGUCAUCAGUGUGGUGACAGAUUUUAUUAUCCUGAUUCUACCUCUGCCACUCACCUGGUCGCUUCAAAUGUCACGGAGCAAGAAGUUGCGGGUCAUCGGCAUGCUGUCGGCGGGUGGUCUGGCCACGGCCUUCAGUUUGUACCGGCUGGUUCUGGUCUUGCGUGAUGGUAGCUCCAAUGAUCAGACUAUUGUCUUUAUGAUCGUUAUUCUUUCAGGAAACGCCGAAGGAGGCGUGGCCAUGAUUUGCGCUUGUCUCCCCACGAUCAACAUCCUCAUCAACAAGCUCCGCAAGAAGGAGUACAGCUCUCAACGUUAUUACGAACCAGAGUCCUCUGUCAACCUUAGCAAACUCAAAGGAAGCAACAAGCGAUUCUCACUCGGUAACUCCCGCCGCGCCGAUGGCACCGAGUCCGCCUCCGACCAGUCACAUCUGAUUACAUUUGCAGGGACGGUCGACAUGGCAGGUAAUGAGGCUGGAGGCAUUCACAAGACGGUGGAUGUGUCACAGACGAUAGAGAUGGUGGCCGAUGGUGAUAGUCAUGAAAGCCACCGUCACAGCAGUUUUCACUAA
Molecule: messenger RNA, 795 nt
Organism: Aspergillus luchuensis
Lineage: Eukaryota; Fungi; Ascomycota; Eurotiomycetes; Eurotiales; Aspergillaceae
Exons: 2
Coding region: 1-795 (264 amino acids)
Source: RefSeq, a predicted model, not a curated record